Molecule: messenger RNA, 180 nt
Organism: Entrophospora sp. SA101
Lineage: Eukaryota; Fungi; Glomeromycota; Glomeromycetes; Entrophosporales; Entrophosporaceae
Source: the annotation of a GenBank genome assembly
GAAGAAUAUGAUGAUAAUAAUUAUUAUUGCUAUAAUUUUAAUGAAGAAUACGAUAGAAUAAAAUCUGAUUACGAGAGAGAUCAAUGGAUAAGAAUAAAGCAUAAAGAAAUUAAAGAAUAUUUAGAAGAUGUGGAGAGACUUAUUAUGGAAGAUUAUAAAAAUUUUUGUAGUUUUUCAUAA